Molecule: messenger RNA, 3074 nt
Organism: Talpa occidentalis (Iberian mole)
Lineage: Eukaryota; Metazoa; Chordata; Mammalia; Eulipotyphla; Talpidae
Product: protocadherin beta-10-like
Exons: 2
Coding region: 406-3018 (870 amino acids)
Biological process (GO): homophilic cell-cell adhesion
Cellular component (GO): plasma membrane
Molecular function (GO): calcium ion binding
Source: RefSeq, a predicted model, not a curated record
AACAUUAACAAUGCGAAUACUUCUCUAUCUCUACAUUAAAAUUUGCAAACAAAAUUAAAAAGUGACUUAUUUAAAUGAGCCACAAAAGAACAACUUAAAUACAUACAAGCGCACACAUAUUGGGUGCAGCCAUUUGCGUCUGUUGGAAGCCACACGAUGGCGCUGCAGGCUAAGGAGAGGGGUGGAUGGGACCUGAACCGAGCAUUCUGCGGAAGCCUCCUAACAAAAAGGGAAGAACGCGGCAGGCAGACGGGAGAAAAGCUGUAGCCCACCCACGACUGGGAAAGCAGAAAACUCAGAUCCCUGCUACUACAUGGAGUAGUUGUUUGGCUUACGACUGCUGUUUCUUUAUGCUGGGAGCCCUGACUGUGAUCAAUACUGCAGAAAACCCGUUCAGAAGAAGCUAUGGAGUCUGGAGGGUUUCGCUGCAACAGACAAAGGCAAGUCCUGUUUCUCUUUCUGUUUGGGGGGUUAUCCAUGGCAGGUUCUGAAUUUGGGCGAUAUUCGGUGACAGAGGAAACAGAGAGCGGAUCAUUUGUGGUCAAUCUGGCAAAGGAUCUAGGGCUAGGAACUGAGGACCUGGUUACAAGGGGAGCCCGGCUGGUCUCUGAUGAUAACAAACAACACUUAUUCCUGGAUACUCUUACUGGGAAUUUGCUCACAAAUGAGAAACUGGACCGGGAGAAGCUGUGUGGCCCCACAGAGCCCUGUAUGCUGUAUUUCCAAAUUUUAUUGGAUAACCCCUUUCAGAUUUACCAGGCUGAGCUGAGGGUCACGGACAUAAAUGAUCAUUCACCAGUGUUUCGUGACAAAGAGACAGUCUUAAAAAUACUAGAAAAUACGGCUGAAGGAACAGCAUUUCGACUAGAAAGAGCACAGGAUUCAGAUGGAGGACUUAAUGGUGUCCAGAAUUAUACCAUCAACCCCAACUACUUUUUCCAUAUUAAAAUUAGUGAUAAUGAUGAAGGCAUGAUAUAUCCAGAGCUAGUGUUGGAUAUGGCAUUGGAUCGGGAGAAGCAGCAGGAGAUCAAUUUAACACUUGUGGCCCUGGAUGGAGGGUCACCACCCAGGUCUGGGACAACCACCAUACACAUUGUGAUACUGGAUGUGAAUGACAAUGCUCCGAAGUUUUCUCAGGACAUCUACAAUACUCAGACUCCUGAAAACAGCCCAGUAGGGUCACUAAUUACUAAAGUCUCUGCAGGAGAUGUAGACUCUGGAGUCUAUGCAGAUAUAUCUUAUUCAUUUUUUGAUGUUUCUGAAGAUAUUCUAACAACCUUUCAAAUCAAUCCUUUCUCUGGGGAAAUCAAUCUCCGAGUAUUGCUUGAUUACGAGCUGGUAAAGUCCUACAAAAUAAACAUACAGGCAAUGGAUGGUGGGGGCCUUACAGCGAGAUGUAUGGUUUGGGUUGAGGUAUUAGAUACCAAUGACAACCCCCCCGAACUGAUCAUGUCCUCACUUUCCAACUACAUUGCUGAGAACUCUCCAGAGACUGUACUGGCUGUUUUUAGGAUUAAAGACAGAGACUCUGGAGAAAAUGGAAAAAUGGUCUGCCACAUUCAGGAUAAUCUGCCAUUUGUUCUAAGACCCUCUGUGGAGAAUUUUUACGUCCUAAUGACAGAGGGAGCGCUGGACAGAGAAAAGCAGGCCGAGUACAACAUCACGAUCACCGUCACGGACUUGGGCACCCCCAGGCUGAGGACCCAGCACCACAUCACCGUGCUGGUGUCCGACGUGAACGACAACGCCCCCGCCUUCAGCCAGAGCGCCUACACGCUGCUGGUGCGCGAGAACAACAGCCCCGCGCUGCACAUCGGCAGCGUGCGCGCCACCGACGCCGACGCGGGCUCCAACGCGCAGCUCACCUACUCGCUGCUGCCCGCCGGCCGCGCGCACCCGCCGCCCGCCGCGCUCGUGGCCGUCAACGCCGACACCGGCCAGCUGUUCGCGCUGCGCUCGCUCGACUACGAGGCGCUGCGCGCCUUCGACUUCCUGGUGGGCGCCACGGACCGCGGCUCGCCCGCGCUCAGCGGCCAGGCGCGGGUGCGCGUCGUGGUGCAGGACGCCAACGACAACGCGCCCUCCGUGCUCUACCCGCCGCCCAACGCCUCGGCGCCCUGCCCCGAGCUGGUGCCGCGCGCGGCCGACGCGGGCUACCUGGUCACCAAGGUGGUGGCGGUGGACGGCGACGCGGGCCAGAACGCCUGGCUGUCGUUCCAGCUGCUCAGGGCCACGGAGCCCGGGCUGUUCGGCGUGUGGGCGCACAACGGCGAGGUGCGCACCGCCAGGCCGCUGGGCGAGCGCGACGCGCCCAAGCACCGGCUGGUCGUGCUGGUCAAGGACAACGGCGAGCCGCCGCUGUCGGCCAGCGUCACGCUGCACGUGCUGCUGGUCGACGGCUUCUCGCAGCCCUACCUGCCGCCGCCCGACGCGCCGCCGCCCGCCGCGCAGGCCGACCGCCUCACCGCGUCCCUGGUGGUGGCGCUGGCCGCCGUGUCGUCGCUCUUCCUCCUGUGCGCGCUCGCCUUCGCGGCCGCGCGCCUGUGCGGGAGGCGCGGGGCCGGCGCGCGCGCGGGCUCGCUGGGGCCCGACGGCCCCUUCCCGGGCCGCCUGGUGGACGUGGGCGGCGCCGGGACGCUGUCCCACAGCUACCAGUAUGAGGUGUGCCUGACGGGGGGCUCAGGGACCAACGAGUUCAAGUUUCUGAAGUCCGUUGACCCUGCACACCAGAGUUCUGUCAAUGAUGUGGAGGAAAACUCAAACUUUGGCUUCCCCGGUGGCGCAGUCGUUGAGUGCUGGGUUGCGAAGCUACCCGCGGCCUCUGCGGCACCGGUUCGAUCCCCGGCUGCUCUCUGGCCACCGGAGGAGGGUCCCACAUGGCGCGCAGACCUCCCCUGCCGCCCGCUGCUCCCCUCAGCAGUGUGCUUCAGUUCUUCUGCCUGCUCUGCUCCCCGCUCUGGCUCUGGUGAAUUCUCUCACCCUCCCGCACUUCUGACUACCCAGUGCAUGUAUACAUAAACAAACAAACAAACAAAUAAAUAAAAAUACAUACCUCUUUUAAAAAAAUAAAAUAA